CUCCACAUUCCACUCGGAGCUUUCUUCUCCGGGCCUACAAACUUCAGUUACUGCUUGAAACUCUCCUGCAGUUGUGCGUCCCUGAAGGCCCUCUCUGCAACUAUCUUAUCAUAUCAAUCGUAUCAUUCUCACCCCACUGUUUUGCGAAACCUUGCAUAAUGUCUUCUCGGGACAAUGACGUGAUAAUGGUGGCAGACGAUGGACCCAGUCAACGACAACCCAGGUCGUUAGCAAAAGCGUGUACGGCCUGUCGGACCAAAAAGAUCCGUUGCGACGCUGCAAGGCCUGAAUGUGGAAAUUGUGUCAGUCAGAAACGCGAAUGUGUCUAUCGGAGAGAAACUCCACGAAAACGACCUACGUUUUCUCAGAUUGGCAAAUUGCAACGGGACCUGGCAACUCUUAAAGUGUUCCUGUUGACUCUCAAGAGAAGUAGUUCAGAGGAACGUGAGAAACUACUCAACGCAGCCGUUGAUGAAGAUGGGGCUGUCAGCUUGCUAGACUCUACUGAGACUGGCCCUGCAGAAGAGGCUUCAUCACGAAAGGUCACAAGUCAACCUAUCGAGAGAAAUGCCACUACACCAAUAGUUUCAUCAGAUGACGAGUUAAACAUUGCCAACUUCAUAUCUGUCGAUGAUGCUGGCACAACAAACAGCUUCGGUCCAUCAUCUGCUUUACACAAUCCUGCAAGGAAUGUUACAGAAACACCAUCAUCUCACCAAGCAACGUCAUCAGAACAUGUCAAGAAUGAACUGAUAGCCAAUGCCGCUUUACAAAGACACCUCGAGCACCAACUUACCAGACAUGCAACAAUUGCUGGAGAGCCAACAGAACUUGCACUUCAUCUCCUAAAUUUGCACUGGGCUCGUCAGCAUCACACUUUUCUUCUCACAUAUCGGCCGGCUGUCAUGCGGGACUUGGAGUGUUCCGGACCGUACUGCUCCGCUUUCAUGCUCAAUGCGAUAUUCGCAUGCUGUAGCAAGUUCUCUCCGCGACCUGACGUUAGGGACGACCCAGACGAUCCAUCCAGCGUUGGCCGUCGUUUUUUCAAGCGCUGUGAUGAGCUUCUUAGCAGCGACUCUCUCCUCACUAGACCACAUAUCUCAACGAUCGUGGGACUUGUCCUCCUGGGCUCGACGUAUAAUGCUCGCGGAGAGACGUCCAAAGGCUGGCUAUAUACAGGAUACGCAUUACGAAUGGUUUAUGAUCUUGGUCUUCAUCUUGAUCCAAAGCAGACAACAGACAACCCCGAAGAAAUUGAGAUCCGGCGACGGGUUUUCUGGGGCGCUUUUGUCUGCGAUAAACUCCAGAGUCUCUAUAUGGGUCGCCCAGUGGCUAUCAAUCUACGUGACUCGCAAGUCUCUCGCGAGUUUCUCGACAUGUAUGAAGAAAUGGAGCCAUUUUAUCCUUCGACGUUGGUCACAGGCUGCUCCUCAUCUGGUCUUGGUGGAAAUAUGGCUGGUGCAAUCCCCAGACACUCUGUUUCAACGUUCCAGCAGCUGUGCCUUCUCUCGAAGAUAAUGACGACAAUAAUUAAUCGCUUUUAUGUGGUUGGGGCCACGUUCUCAAAUGCUCAGAUCGAUCUCCACAAGAUUGAGCAAGCCUUGCAGGGAUGGCGAGACAAGCUACCAUCAGAGCUAGAUUUUCAGCCAUGGUUAUCAACUAGCGCUACGAUUCAAACUCCAAAUAUCAUGGUCCUUCAUAACGUCUAUCACUCUCUUAUCAUUCUUGUUCACCGGCCUUUCAUCUCAGAUGGUCAUCUUCGAUCGACUGUCACGUCAGGUCGGUCAUGGGAGCAAUGCACCAUUGCAGCAAGAUGCAUCACUAGCAUAUCCUCGGUCUACAAGUCGACCUAUGGACUAAAUGGGGCUCCUUAUGUAUUGGCGUAUACGGUAUAUGUGGCGUGUACGAUACAUGUCCGUAAUGCAGCUUCUCAGAUCCAGACAGUCGAUCAUUUAGCGAUGCUCAAGUCCAGUCUGGAAUGCCUGGAUGAACUAUGCACAGCGAACCCCGGUGUCGCAAAACCGGCAAACAGUAUCAGGCGCUUAAUUGGGGCUAACCGGUUGAAUUUGGUGACGGAAUCAAGUUCUGUCAGGCAAAGCGACCUGUCGUUUGACUUGGAUACAAUUCAGAGCACGUUUUCUGUUCUUGACUGGUCAAACGCGGGAUCCGAUAUGUUUCCCAUGGGGGAUUUCGAGUAUGGUCUGCCCAUUGAUCCCUUGUUUGGCUGGAUAAACGUCGCAACUCCGUCGCUGGAUGAAGAGGCACCAUCUGUGAGCAAUACUCAGUUACUCCAUCGACCAUACCGAUAAGGAAGAACCACGUUUCAAGAGCAGCUAUAUUUCACUGAAUUUUCUUUUCAGCCCUGCUGUGUUUCAUAUCCAUUGACUCAGCGAUCUAUGUACAAUUAAGGCGCGAGCAAGAUAUAGGACCCAUAGGGUCUGAUGAAAGAGUUGAUUCCAACGACAUAAUUAUUAAAAUCUGGUUCUGAAUAAUAAAGGAGCUUAGCUUUCAUCCAAAGCACUGACUGUUCCGAG
Messenger RNA from Fusarium redolens, 2534 nucleotides. Its product is annotated as fungal-specific transcription factor domain-containing protein. Gene Ontology annotation, biological process: DNA-templated transcription; regulation of DNA-templated transcription. Gene Ontology annotation, molecular function: zinc ion binding; DNA-binding transcription factor activity, RNA polymerase II-specific; DNA binding. The transcript is spliced from 3 exons. The record is from RefSeq and is a predicted model, not a curated record. The coding region runs from base 159 to 2309 and encodes 716 amino acids. NCBI's taxonomy places the organism in Eukaryota, Fungi, Ascomycota, Sordariomycetes, Hypocreales, Nectriaceae.